AUGGAACCAAAACUUGCAAGAAGAAGAAAAAAAACACAUUUUAAACGACUUCAACUGACUUAUGAUGAUAUUCCUUAUGAGAUUCUGUCUAGAAUUGCUCAAAGUCAUUUGAGCUUCUUUAUUCAUGAAGGCAGUGGCUUAAAUAUUGAAGUUCAUCAUACAUAUUCUAAUGGAAAUGAAUUGUUUGUUAAUCCUCAUUAUGAAAUCAAAGUGAACAUGAACAACGUUUAUUACACGCCACAUAAAUUGACUACGCUAAUGUUUAAAGAGACACCAGAUAAAGGCUCGUUGCCUGCUUUGCAACUUAAGGUGAUCUGUGCAACACCAUUGAGGCAUAAGACGCUUCGAGGAGAUGAAAAUGCGCAGUUAUCAAGUCAAACAAAUAAAUAA
Messenger RNA from Clunio marinus, 390 nucleotides. The record is from the annotation of a GenBank genome assembly. NCBI's taxonomy places the organism in Eukaryota, Metazoa, Arthropoda, Insecta, Diptera, Chironomidae.